This is a messenger RNA of Cannabis sativa, 740 nucleotides long. Its product is annotated as 14 kDa proline-rich protein DC2.15. The transcript has a single exon. Bases 114 to 533 code for a protein of 139 amino acids. NCBI's taxonomy places the organism in Eukaryota, Viridiplantae, Streptophyta, Magnoliopsida, Rosales, Cannabaceae. The record is from RefSeq and is a predicted model, not a curated record.
ACUUCCAAUAUUUUUCAUCAAUCAAACAAACCAUUUCAUAAAGAGCUAUACAUAUUUUUCUCUCUUUUGAAUCCUUAAGUACAUUUGUUUGAGCAUUUUACUAAGAUCCCUACAUGGCUUCUAGGGCACAAGUGUCCACUUCUCUUCUUGUAGCCCUAAACUUGGUGUUUUUCACCAUGGUUAGCUCCACUUAUGUACCAUGCCCACCACCACCCCACAAACACCACCACAAAAAUCCAUCACCUGCUGUCCCUAAUCCUAACUAUAAGCCCAAAUACUGUCCUUUGGACACCCUUAAGUUAGGAGUGUGUGCGAAUUUGUUAAAUGACUUGGUGAACCUUGUUGUUGGGACCCCACCCAAGACCCCUUGUUGUACACUCAUAGGAGGUUUAGUUGAUCUCGAUGCUGCUGUGUGCCUUUGCACUGCCCUUAAAGCUAACGUUUUGGGACUCAACCUUAAUGUUCCGAUUUCACUGAGCUUGAUUCUCAACAACUGUGGCAAGCGCGUUCCGUCCGGCUUCCAAUGUCCUUAAAAUUGUUUGGAUUUCAUUUCUGUUUAUCUUUGAUAUUUCUUUUUCUGUUUAAUUUCCUGUAUCUUUAAUUCUAUUUUAUUUUAUUGGUUAUUGGCUCAUCUCUCAUGCCAUGAUAACACAAGAUUUAUGAAUAAAUUAUUCUGAUUUAUGGUUGGAGUUGUUUUUAUUGGUAAGUGUAACUAUUCAUCUAAAUUCUCUUCUAUACUA